Molecule: messenger RNA, 1860 nt
Organism: Closterium sp. NIES-65
Lineage: Eukaryota; Viridiplantae; Streptophyta; Zygnematophyceae; Desmidiales; Closteriaceae
Source: the annotation of a GenBank genome assembly
AUGUCGCGUCUACGAAGAUUCGCUCCUCUCCUGUUGCUGAUUGCAGUCCUGCUGCUGGACCACCAAUCAGCAGCGUCCACGUGGCAAGAGCACGGAACGCUCGAUGUUUGCGCGACCAAGCAAACAUGCGAGGAACAAAACUUGAGAUUUGCACCAGAGGGCAAGAGCGAUAUUUUUGCGGAGGGCGUAGCUGCUGCUUCUGACUCUGCUGUCCCCACUGACGCUGCUGCUACCGACGGUUCUGUUCCUCCUUUAGCUGAUUCCAGCGAUGCGCAAACGGGUCAGAAGCAGAGCAGAGCGGACGAUCCGGAAUCUGAGGCUGGCGUGACUGAAUUGGAGCAGGGUGUGACGCAAUCGGAGGAUGUGAUAAGGGACGGAGAGUCGAGCACGCUAUCUGAAGUGAAUGUGACUGCCAUGAGGCAUCAAGUAGAGGAGAUGUUCUAUCAUGCGUAUGACGGUUACAAGCGAUUCGCCUUUCCACAAGACGAGCUGAAGCCUCUCAGCUGCUCUGGCUCCAAUCCCUAUGGUGGCAUGGCUAUGACGCUCAUGGAGAGCCUAGGCACGCUGCUGCUUCUCGACAACGUAUCAGAGUUCAACUGGGGCGUGGAGUACCUCUCUCACCACCUCUCCUUUCACAAGGCGAUUCAACGCCCUGCCUCAUCCCCCCUCCCUCUAUGUUCUUCCAUUCCAUGCACCCCACGGGGCCCACCCCCACCUCCCUACCCUUGCAGCUUCUGGGCAACAAAUGUAUUUGAGGCCAACAUAAGGGCUCUGGGAAGCCUCCUAUCCGCCCACAUGCUUAUCCUGCAAAGCCACGACCCCACGCUGCCACCUGUCCAUCCCUCAUUGGCUGGCGUGCAUCUGGCACCUGGGUACAAGGGCCGUCUGCUGGAGCUGGCUAUUGAUCUGGGCUUCAGACUUCUCCCCGCCUUCUCAUCAGGCACGCCCAUCCCCUACGCAUGGGUGAAUCUCCGGAGGGGAGUUCUUCCAGACGACGUCACUCAUACAUGCACUGCCGGCGCCGGCACUCUGCUGCUGGAGUUCAGUGCGCUCUCGAACAUCUCCGGCAUUCCCAUUUUCCAGUCACACACUGCUGGUGCCGGCACUCUGCUGCUGGAGUUCAGUGCGCUCUCGAACCUCUCCGGCAUUCCCAUCUUCCACGAGAAGGCAGAGGCAGCAGUGGUUGCUCUGUACAGGCGGAGGUCGCCCCUGAACCUCGUGGGCAAUGGAAUCAGCAGCACGUCAGGGGGUCCUUCUUUCCUUCCCUCCUCCCUCAUUCACUCCUUUCCUGUUUCCCUCCCUCCGUCAUCCCCUGCUUGCACAUGGCCCUCCACCCCCUCCCUCGUCCCCUCCAUCAUUCCCCAUACUCUCUCAUCUGAUGCUACCUCUAUGGACCCACUCCUUUCGCUCUCCCCUCUCGCAUUCGUUCCACUCUCACUCUCCUCGCCAACCUUCCCUCCCACUCACCCCUUGUCUCUUUCAGGAGUGUGGCUGCAGCGGGAAUCCACAGCAGGAGCUGGCGUUGACUCCUUCUUUGAGGUGAGCAUUGACCUGGUCUUGGAGGUGUAUUCUGGUGCAAUGCGGUAUAUGGCGGUACGGGGGGAGUCCAUGGUGCGCUGGCUGCUAGAUGUGGGCAUAGACAACGGGCAUCUGGGCCGGCACUAUGCCUCGUCCCUCCAAGCGUUCUGGCCCGCCAUGCAGGUUCUUGCCGGGCAGACCGCGGAUGCCCGAGUCAUCCACAGUGGCCUCUGGGCAGUGUGGAAAAGGUUUUCCUUCCUGCCUGAGCUUUUCAGCGUGACUGCUUCAGCCGUUCAUCCAGUGUAUGUAUGGAUGCUUACAUGUAACAGAGAGCGCAUUUAG